Messenger RNA from Perognathus longimembris pacificus (Pacific pocket mouse), 1398 nucleotides. RefSeq names its product tissue factor pathway inhibitor (gene Tfpi). The transcript has 8 exons. Gene Ontology annotation, biological process: negative regulation of peptidase activity. Gene Ontology annotation, molecular function: serine-type endopeptidase inhibitor activity. The record is from RefSeq and is a predicted model, not a curated record. The coding region runs from base 241 to 1158 and encodes 305 amino acids. Gene Ontology annotation, cellular component: extracellular region. NCBI's taxonomy places the organism in Eukaryota, Metazoa, Chordata, Mammalia, Rodentia, Heteromyidae.
UCCUGUGAUAUAGAGAGGCUCUGGGCUGCAAACCGUCAAAUCCUUACCUCCCCUUCCACUGGGAGCAGGAUCAGGUUGCAUUUCUUUCCGUUUUCUUCACUCCUCGUUUUCUUGAUUGUUUCAAAGACGAGGUGGAGAAGAAAAGUCCUGUUUCAACACCUGGAAGAGAAACAGAGUAACUUCAAGUCUAUACUGAAAAAAAAAAUCCAUGCAAGAACUUUCUUCAGAGAUUUCACUCAAAUGUCUUACAAAAUGAAGAAAAAACAAAUUUUUUGGGCCUCUGUAUGUCUGCUACUCAGUCUUGCUCCUGGAACACUGAGUGAAAAUCCUGAAGAUGAUGAAGAAUAUACCAGCGUCUCAGGUACCUCCUUGCCACCACUCAAACUGCUGAAUUCCUUCUGCGCACUAAAGAUGGAUGACGGGCCCUGCAAAGCCUUCAUGAGGAAAUUCUUUUUCAAUAUUUUCACUCAGCAGUGUGAGGAAUUUAUAUACGGGGGAUGUGGAGGAAAUAAGAAUCGAUUUGAUAGUCUGGAACAGUGCAAAGAAAACUGUAUACCAGAUUACUCAAAGAUCGCUGCAGAGAAGAAUUUGCAAGGGGGAAAGCCAUUUUUCUGCUUUUUGGAAGAAGAUCCGGGUAUCUGCCGAGGUUAUAUUACCCGAUAUUUUUAUAACAAUCAAACAAAGCUAUGUGAACGUUUCAAGUAUGGUGGAUGCCUAGGAAACCGAAACAACUUUGAAACAUUGGAAGAAUGCAAAAGCACCUGUGAAAAUGAACCAAAUGAUAUCCAAGUAGAAGUUUACAGAACCGAGCCUCAAACUGUAAAAUAUGACUCUUUGUCUCUUCAGCCUACUAAAGUUCCCAAGCUUUGGGAAUAUCAUGGCCCAUCAUGGUGCCUCACACCAGCAGACAGAGGACUGUGCAAAGCCAAUGUAAACAGGUUCUACUUCAAUUUAGACACUGGGAAAUGCCAACUCUUUAACUACAGUGGAUGUGGCGGAAAUGAAAACAAUUUCACUACUAGAAGAGCAUGUUUUAGGGCAUGUAAAAAAGGUUUCCUGAAAAGAAUAUCAAAAGGACAACAAAUUAAAACCAAAAGAAAAAGAAAGAAUCAGUCAGUGAAAAUAUUGCACGAAGAAACUACUGUUGAAACAAUAUAAUUUUUUAUAUAAUACCAUGAAUUCUGCUAAAGAUUUUCCUCUGAUAAAAUACUACCAAUGAUAAGUUCAUAAAGCAAUAGUUUAGGCUUAUUGGACUUGUUAUUGAUUAGAAUUUCUUUCUUCACUCAUCAAUGUACUCAUUCAAAAGCUGUGAUUUAUUAACUAGCUACUGUGAAUUUAUUAUUUUCCCUUGGUCCUUUCUAUUUUCUAUUUAAAUAAAGAGUAUCUUAUAUUACUGGC